GCCUGCAGUGUUUGCUCAAGCUCUGUGCCAUUACACUGAAGGGGAUCCCAUUCCAUUACCUGCUGGCACCUGUGACUGUGGCUCCCCCAGCCCCUGACACCCCAGCUCUGGGACUCCACCUGCUCUGCUCCGCUCCUGCCUUCUACCUAGGGGUCUGUGAGGAGCCCCUCUGUCUGGGUCUACGUCUCGGCCUGUGUCUGUAUUUGACCAGACUGAAGCGCAGUUCUGUCUCCUGGAUUUUUUUCUAGUUCAACUGAAAGGGAGGGCACGCUGAGUGAGAGAACUGGGAGUCAUUGGUGUUGUACUUUCUCCCUGCCCCUCUUUGCUGUGCCUGUCUGUGUGUUUGUUCUGCUGAAGGACCUUGUCAUUCCUAAGGGACUCUGAUACCAUUCUUCUCACUGAGGUGUAAUAUGGAAGUGUUGAGCUGAACAUGGGGUCCCUACUGUCACAGUUUGGUCUGGAGUGUGGGGAGAAGGAAGUGAAAGAGGAAGAAAGACACCUGCGAGCAAAUGACAGAGAACUCAACUUGUCUUACAAGUAUGCUGACAAUGCCAUCAAAACCUCCAAAUACAACAUCUUCACCUUUCUCCCGCUCAAUCUGUUUGAGCAGUUCCAAAGACUGGCCAAUGCCUACUUCCUCUUCCUCCUCUGUCUCCAGCUCAUCCCAGAGGUCUCGUCCCUGUCCUGGUACACCACCGUGGUCCCCCUGGUCCUGGUGCUCUCCAUGACCAUGGCCAAGGACGGCAGCGACGACAUGAACAGACACAUAUGUGACAAACAGGUAAACAACCGGAAGGUGGAAGUCCUCAUCGAUGGAGAACUUAAGAGGGAAAGGUGGAUGGAUGUUCAAGUUGGGGACAUCAUCAAGCUGGAGAAUAAUCAGUUUGUCACGGCUGAUCUUCUGUUGCUGUCCAGCAGUGAGCCUCUCAACCUCGUCUACAUAGAAACAGCAGAACUAGAUGGAGAAACUAACUUGAAGGUGAAGCAGGCCCUGACUGUGACAGGGAAGCUGGAGGAUAGCGAAGAGAAACUGGCCAGCUUCAAUGGUGAGGUGCGCUGUGAGCCUCCCAACAACCGCCUUGAUAAGUUCACUGGCACCCUGACCCUGAAGGGAGAGACGUACUCCCUGGAUAAUGAGAGGAUCCUGCUGAGAGGCUGCACUCUGAGGAACACCCAGUGGUGCUUCGGCCUGGUCGUCUUUGGAGGUCCAGACACCAAGCUGAUGCAGAACUGCGGAAGGACCACAUUCAAACGGACCAGCAUUGACCGCCUCAUGAAUGUGCUGGUGCUGAGUAUCUUUGGUUUCCUGGCGAUUAUGUGUUUAAUCCUGGCCAUUGGGAAUGGGAUCUGGGAAUACCAGGACGGCUCUAAGUUCGCUGCCUUCCUGCCCAAGGGGGUUAACGCUCCCUUCUCAGCCUUCCUCACCUUCUGGUCCUACAUCAUAAUCCUCAACACUGUGGUUCCUAUAUCUCUCUACGUCAGUGUGGAGAUAAUUCGCCUGGGGAACAGUUUCUACAUAGACUGGGACAGGAAGAUGUAUUAUCCCAAGAGUGACACGCCUGCCGAGGCCAGAACCACCACGCUCAACGAGGAGCUGGGCCAGAUCAAAUACAUCUUCUCUGACAAGACAGGAACUCUCACACAGAACAUCAUGACCUUCAACAAGUGCUCCAUCAACGGAAAGUCCUAUGGGGAGUUGUUGGACUUUUCAGGACAAAGAGUUGAGAUUAAUGAGAAAACAGAGAAGGUGGACUUCUCUUGGAACAACUUGGCUGACCCAAAGUUCUGUUUCCAUGACCACAGCCUGGUGGAGGUGGUGAGGGAGGGAAACCCUGAGGUGCAGGCCUUCUUCCGCCUGCUGGCACUGUGCCACACCGUCAUGCCCGAGGAGAAGAAGGAGGGUGAGUUGUACUACCAGGCCCAGUCACCAGAUGAGGGAGCUCUGGUCACAGCAGCCAGGAACUUUGGAUUUGUGUUCCGCUCUCGUACGCCAGAGAGCAUCACUGUGAUGGAGAUGGAAGAGCUGGUCACCUACGAGCUGCUGGCUGUUCUGGACUUCAACAAUGUCCGAAAGAGGAUGUCGGUCAUCGUGCGCAGUCCGGAGGGCAAGAUAACUCUGUACUGUAAGGGAGCAGACACCAUCAUCUUUGAGAGACUGAACCCUUCCUGCAGCAACCUAAUGGAGGUCACCACCGAGCACCUCAAUGAGUAUGCUGGGGAGGGUCUGCGUACGCUGGCUCUAGCCUACAAGGACAUAGACCCAGAGUAUAUGGCAGACUGGAAACUGCGCCACCAUGAGGCCAACACUGCCAUGGACGAGAGGGAGGAGAAGCUGGAUGCGCUCUAUGAGGAGAUAGAGAAAGGCCUGCUGCUGUUAGGUUCCACUGCCGUAGAGGAUAAGCUACAGGAUGGAGUGCCCCAGACCAUCGAACAGCUCUCCAAAGCCGACAUCAAGAUCUGGGUGCUCACUGGAGACAAGCAAGAAACAGCAGAGAAUAUUGGCUACUCCUGCAACAUGUUGAGAGAGGAGAUGAAUGAGGUUUUCAUUGUGUCGGCAAACACAGCAGAGGAAGUCAGAAAGGAACUCCAGACUGCGAGGAGGAAGAUGACACCUGAUGGAACAGAGGAACCUACUGUCAAGAAGAGUAGAAGUGGCCUAUUUUGUCUUAUAAAGAUGGAGACAGUGGUGGAUGAGCCGGUGAAUGGAGAGUACGCUAUGGUGAUUAACGGACACAGUCUGGCCUUUGCCCUGGAGAAGGACAUGGAGAUGGAGCUGCUGCGGACGGCGUGUAUGUGUCAGACAGUGAUCUGCUGCAGGGUGACUCCACUGCAGAAGGCCCAGGUGGUGGAGCUGGUGAAGAAGUACAAACAGGCAGUGACUCUGGCCAUCGGCGACGGGGCCAAUGACGUCAGCAUGAUCAAGGCUGCUCAUAUAGGGGUGGGCAUAUCAGGUCAGGAGGGUAUGCAGGCGGUGCUCUCCAGUGAUUACUCCUUCGCUCAGUUCCGCUACCUGCAACGCCUCCUGCUGGUGCAUGGCCGCUGGUCCUACCUGAGGAUGUGCAAGUUCCUGCGCUACUUCUUCUACAAGAACUUCACCUUCACCUUUGUCCACUUCUGGUACGGCUUCUUCUGCGGUUUUUCAGCACAGACGGUGUAUGACGAGUGGUUCAUCACCCUGUAUAACCUAGUUUACACAGCUCUACCUGUGCUCAGCUUAAGUCUUUUUGACCAGGAUGUGAAUGACCGGUGGAGUUUCCAGUAUCCCCAGCUCUACGCUCCAGGCCAGCUGAACCAGUUCUUCAGUAAGAGGGCCUUUGUCUACACGGUGUUACACAGCGGCUACAGCUCCCUGGUCCUCUUCUUCAUCCCCUGGGCAGCCAUGCACGACACGGUCCGAGAUGACGGCAAAGACAUUGUGGACUACCAGUCCUUCGCCCUGCUGGCCCAGACCUGCCUGCUCAUCGCCGUCAAUAUACAGCUGGGUCUGGACACCCAUUAUUGGACAGCAAUGAACCAAUUUUUCCUGUGGGGCAGUCUGUCUGUGUACUUUGCUGUCAUAUUCACCAUGUACAGCAAUGGCAUGUUCCUCAUCUUCACCUCCUCCUUCCCCUUCAUUGGCACAGCCAGGAACUCCCUGAACCAGCCCAACGUGUGGCUGACCAUGCUACUCACCUCCAUCCUCUGUGUGCUUCCCGUGGUGGCAUACCGGUUCCUGCGCAUUCUGCUGUGGCCCACUAUCAAUGACAAGGUGAGGUACAAGGAGAGACAGAACAAGGUGCUGCCCCCUGCCCCUCGCCGUGUCCAAGCCCGCCGCACCAGUACCCGCCGGUCAGGCUAUGCCUUCUCCCACGCCCAGGGUUACGGUGACCUGGUGACCUCAGGCAAGUUUCUGCGGAGGACCCCAAAGAGCCGGACAUCCCUCUUCUCCCAGACAGACUCCCCAUUGGUCCAGACCCAGCCUCAGUACUACAACACCAUCAGUGAGCAGGAGGAGCCACCACUGAGUCCCUAGGACAGAUGACUUAACAGAGCACACAGUGUUCAGGUCAUUCAUGUCUGAAAACCCUCACUUAAUCCAUUCCAAACAUCUAUCAAAUAUCAAUCAGCCAUGUUUCUGUGAAACACUUGAACACUAGAUUUCCACUGAUUUGAGAAUGUCUAACAUUCUUCGUCUGGAUAAAAAAUAAAUAAAGGACAACCCCAAGGCUAAAUUCAGCAUUUAGUGCAUGGCAUAGAAUUAAUAAUUAAAAUACUGUAAUUUAAUAGGAUCUCUAUGGUGCCAGGCAUAUUUUCAAGAUGUAUGUGUAAGUACUUGUAACUGUGAAAAAACUAUUGGUGAUACAGCAACAAUAUCAUGCUGGGCAUUAGUUAAAAUGAUAAUUAUGUGGUAUGAUGUUCAAGAUUUUACAAUGCAGAUUUAUAAUGUUUUAUUAUAGAUGUAUAACUGAAAUGUAGUUAUUCUUGAGUCAUAAUUGUGUUAUUAUAUGAUUUGUUGAGAAUCUUGGACAAACUUUCUUUGAAUAUUGUUCAACUGACAUUCUAGUGAAUUGUCUGUACUCAGGGUCUUUGAGUUAUGUAUGAUACUGUACAUGAGAUUAUUAUUUGAGAUAUCAUGGGUGCAUUAUGUCAAUCAUAGCCUAUAUCUGACUAACUGAUUUAUCUUAGUAGACCUUAGUAUACUUAUUUUUUAAAUAUUUGUUGGACCUACAUUAAGUUUUAAUCGUUUUUUUAAAUCUGGGAAUAAUGUAAUUUAUUUGUAAUGUAUUCAUGUAUGGUCUUUAUUGUAUGACAGUGUGAAAUUAUUCUCAAUCACUGAAACACGAAUCAUUGACACUCUCUAAUAUGAUUUGAAUUAUGUACUUUUUCAGCAUUGUAGGCUACAGCCAUAAUAAAUGUUUGAUAUUUUUGUA
Molecule: messenger RNA, 4910 nt
Organism: Coregonus clupeaformis (lake whitefish)
Lineage: Eukaryota; Metazoa; Chordata; Actinopteri; Salmoniformes; Salmonidae
Product: phospholipid-transporting ATPase ID-like
Exons: 28
Coding region: 431-4012 (1193 amino acids)
Biological process (GO): phospholipid translocation; Golgi organization
Cellular component (GO): plasma membrane
Molecular function (GO): magnesium ion binding; ATP hydrolysis activity; ATP binding
Source: RefSeq, a predicted model, not a curated record